AUGGACCAAAUCGUUCGUGUAGGGCGAAGUUUCGAAGGGACUUUUCGUAGUUCUCUCAAAUGGGCUGUCGAACUUUUCUCUCUCCCGGCACACGCGCUGGAGUGCGUCUCCCCUGAUGAUUCGGUCAAGGAUAAUACGGAGAGCCCAAUGGUCACGGCAAAUAAAGGUUCGAAAGAGUUCAUCACGACUUGCCUGCUUUGCUUCCCCAUGGCGAGUCAGAAUAUUGGAAACGAUCUAGAGAGCGCUCUAGAGGAGCAGAUAUUCUUGCAUUACUGCAACAUCAACUUCUCCAACGGUGCAGCCAACCUCCUCGUUGGCUUCCUGCACGCUGAGGAGCUGCAGCAGAAUGCCCUCGUGAAGGUGCAGAAAAGCAGUCUGGACGUCGGUGACGAGUGGAACAGACAAGAUACAUCAGCUGCUCUGGAAGAUAUAAACUUGACGGUACACAAGGGGGAACUCGUGGGUGUACUUGGUAGUGUGGGCAGCGGGAAGAGUAGCUUGUUGUCAGCGAUUAUCGGGGACGUGCGAAAGACAGAGGGUGAGGUGGCUUUGUUCGGCAAUGUAGCUUACGCUGCUCAGACUCCUUGGAUUCUUUCUGCGUUGGUUCGAGGUGAUAUACUUUUUUCACAUGAGUACGAUGAGGCGCUUUAUAACCUUGUUAUCGAAGCUUGUGCUUUGAAGCCCAACUUAGAUUUUCUCCUACAGGGUGAUCUGACGGAGGUCGGUGAAAAGGCCAUUACUCUGCCAUCUAUUCCCACGUUGCCCGACACGUCUUUGAUCAUGGGUCCUCAAGGCUUACUCGCAACCAAAGCGCGCGUUCUUGUCACUAACAGCAUCUCGUAUCUCAAGUAUUUCGAUCAACUUGUUUACCUGCGCCGCGGUAUGAUCUUGGAGAGUGGAAAAUAACAAAUAACUAAUCAAUACUUCAAGAUCAAAUUUUAUU
Molecule: messenger RNA, 943 nt
Organism: Suillus discolor
Lineage: Eukaryota; Fungi; Basidiomycota; Agaricomycetes; Boletales; Suillaceae
Product: P-loop containing nucleoside triphosphate hydrolase protein
Exons: 10
Coding region: 1-906 (301 amino acids)
Biological process (GO): transmembrane transport
Cellular component (GO): membrane
Molecular function (GO): ATPase-coupled transmembrane transporter activity; ATP hydrolysis activity; ATP binding
Source: RefSeq, a predicted model, not a curated record